Chrysochloris asiatica (Cape golden mole) is the source of this 2103-nucleotide messenger RNA. RefSeq names its product disintegrin and metalloproteinase domain-containing protein 1a-like. Bases 1 to 2103 code for a protein of 700 amino acids. The transcript has a single exon. Gene Ontology annotation, biological process: binding of sperm to zona pellucida; male gonad development; proteolysis. The record is from RefSeq and is a predicted model, not a curated record. Gene Ontology annotation, molecular function: metalloendopeptidase activity. Gene Ontology annotation, cellular component: external side of plasma membrane; plasma membrane; sperm head plasma membrane. Lineage: Eukaryota; Metazoa; Chordata; Mammalia; Afrosoricida; Chrysochloridae.
AUGCAUUGUAAGCAGGAAUCUCUUUAUUAUGAAAUAGUAAUCCCUAGGAACCUGAUGAUGUUCAGAGGAGUGGAAGAAAAAGCAGAAAAAGUAUCUUAUGUCCUUUUGAUAAGAGGAAAACGGCAUGUUAUUAACUUGAAGCAGAAGAGAGGACUAUUUGUCAAGAACUUUCCUGUCUAUACACAUCAAAAUGGAAAACUAAGAUUGGAUAUGCCUUUUAUACAGGAUGACUGCUACUAUGAUGGGUACUCAGAAGGUGACACAGGUUCUCUUGUUACUAUCAGUACUUGCUCAGGGCUAAGGGGAAUAUUGACUUUACAAGGCACUGUUUUUGGUAUCAAGCCUAUAAAUACCUCAAAUAAAUUUGAGCAUAUGGUUUAUAGAGUAUCUCUAAAAUCAGAUGUAUCCUGUGUAGUCAAUGGAGAUGAACAGGAAGAACUCUUAACCAAUUCACAAUUUCAGAGCAGAAUAGAACUCUCCUCACUCCGUAUGCCCUAUAUGUGGUCACAUCCCAAGUAUGUAGAGAUGUUUAUUGUGGUUGAUAAUAAACGGUUCCAAAUGUGGAAUUAUAAUGUGACCAAAACGACACAGAUGGUAAUGGAUGUUCAUGCUCUGGUCAAUAGGUACAUGAGGGAGGUAAAUGUGAAAGUAGUCCUUACUGGAUUAGAGAUAUGGACAGAGAGAAACCUAGUGCAAAUUGCCUUGAAUCUGCAGGAAACCCUUCAAAAUUUUAACCAAUGGAGAGACUGGCAUCUUUUGAGAAGGGUAAGGCAUGAUGUUGCUCACAUGAUUAUUGGCCAAAAUCUUGGAAAGUACCAGGGUCAUGCAUUUCUCAGUGGUAUUUGCACUGAUAAAAAUGCAACCAGUGUUGAAGCCUUCUCUCAUGAAGAUACACUCCAUUUGGCAGCACUCAUGGCUCAUGAACUUGGCCACAACCUGGGAAUGAAGCAUGACCAUGUGGACUGCAAGUGCCAUGGCCAGAACCUCUGUACUAUGCAUGAAUUCAUUACUGUAGAUAUGGGCUUCAGCGACUGCAGCUUCCAUUACUUCUACCAGCUGUUGCAUAAACACAGAGGGAAUUGCCUGUUUAAUAAACCUGAACUCCAGAGCUCCUUUGGAAAAUCAUAUUGUGGGAAUAAGAUAGUGGAUCAAGGAGAAGAAUGUGAUUGUGGCAGUGUCCUUGAUUGUCAAAAGGAUCACUGUUGUCUGCCUUCAUGCCACCUAAAGAAGGGUUCAGAUUGUGCAUUUGGAUCCUGCUGCAAAAACUGCAAAUUUCUAAAAGCAACCACACCCUGUCGUCCCAGUGUAGAUGAAUGUGAUCUUCCAGAGUACUGUAACGGCACCUCCAAGUGGUGCCAGGCAGAUACCCACAAGCAAGAUGGUACCCCUUGCAAAGAACAAGGUUAUUGUUACCAGGGCCAGUGCAGAAGCCUGGAGAAUCAGUGUGUUAAAAUCUUUGGACAGGGCACUAGGGUGGCCCAGGAAAAGUGCUAUCAUUACAUGAAUACCAAGGGGGACAGAUUUGGGAACUGUGGCAGUGAUUCGAAAGGAAUAUUUAACAAGUGCAAGAAUGAAGAUAUAAAAUGUGGGAGGCUGUUAUGUGAAAACAUACAAAAGUUACCACGCAUUGGAAAACAUCAUACACUUAUCCAGUUUCCCAUGCAUGGCACAUGGUGUUGGGGUACAGAGUUUUUUGAAGACAUAAACAGGGUUGAUGAGGGAGAGGUGAAGGAUGGUAGCCCAUGUGGUCCACAGAAGAUCUGUAUCAAUCGAACCUGCUUAGAUACUACUGUACUCCACUAUGACUGCAACCUGGAAAAGUGCCAUGGAAAGGGCGUUUGCAAUAAUUUUAAGAACUGUCACUGUGCCUAUGGCUAUGCCCCUCCAACAUGUGAAUUUGAAGGUUAUGGGGGCAGUUUGAACAGUGGCCCAGCUCCACGUGUUCCCGCUAAGUAUGGCAAAAAGCUGAAAAUCCUUAUCUGGGUCUUGCAUUUCCUUUUCCUAGUCCUCAUUGCUACUGUCUUUUUGUUUGUAUAUAUCCACAGAAAAAAGACCAGUGUCAAUGCAAAAACUUCAUUGCAGAAGCAAGAUGAACAAAUGUGA